AUGGUUGCCUUCUCUCGCAUCACUUUCGCCAUUGCCGUCGCCGGCUUGAGCUCUGCUCAGUCCUUCUCUGGACCCGCUCCCUCCGGUUUCCCGACCGACUUGCCUACCGACUUCCCGAGUGGUGCCGCACGCCCGACUGGUGGUUUCGGUGGUGGGCCAAGGCCCUCUGGCACCGGCGUCGUUGGUGCUCAGCGCGCUCAGCAGAGCGGCAACGCUCCUUUCCCAAGUGGUGGUGAUUUCUCUGGCUUCCCAAGCGGUGCUGCGAGACCCACUGGUCACCACAGCCCCGGCGGAAAGGGCAUGCCUAGUGGAAAACCUAGCGGAGCUGUUCCUACCGACUUCCCCUCUGCAGCCUCUGACCUCGAGCGCCGCCAACAGCCAACUGGUCUGCCUGGUUCCUCUGGCAGCUCCCCUGGUUCCUCUGGCAGCUCCCCUGGUUCCUCUGGCAGCUCCCCUGGUUCCUCUGGCAGCUCCCCUGGCUCCUCUGGCAGCUCCUCUGACUCCUCUGGCAGCUCUCCUGGCUCCUCUGGCAGCUCUCCUGAUUCCUCUGGCAGCUCCCCUGGAACUCCUCCCCUACUGGCGCUCGUCCGUCUGGCUCGCCUCCAUCCGGCACUCCUCCUUCUGGUACCCCUCCUGCUGCUCAUUUCAACGCUGCCGCUCAAUCUGGUGUACCUUCAGGCGCUCGUCCCACUGGUGCUCGCCCAUCUGGCAUGCCCAGCGGUCCCGUUCCUUCGGGAGUUCGCCCUACAGGACCUCCUCCCUCCGGUAUGCCCAGCGGCCCUGCGCCUACUGGCUUCGUCACCUCCACCAUCCGUGGCGCAUAGAUUGCCACUCAAGCAUUCGGUAUUGGGGACGAGAUCCUUGUUGACUUCAGCUGACAAGACCGGAUCUCGACUCAUUAAGCAUAGCAUUGAGCUGAAGGUUCUUGUACUUUUUGCUUUCUAUUGA
Molecule: messenger RNA, 948 nt
Organism: Didymella exigua CBS 183.55
Lineage: Eukaryota; Fungi; Ascomycota; Dothideomycetes; Pleosporales; Didymellaceae
Exons: 2
Coding region: 1-948 (315 amino acids)
Source: RefSeq, a predicted model, not a curated record